Messenger RNA from Nasonia vitripennis (jewel wasp), 1251 nucleotides. Its product is annotated as E3 ubiquitin-protein ligase MARCH3-like. Gene Ontology annotation, molecular function: zinc ion binding; ubiquitin-protein transferase activity. Gene Ontology annotation, biological process: protein ubiquitination. The transcript has 6 exons. The record is from RefSeq and is a predicted model, not a curated record. Lineage: Eukaryota; Metazoa; Arthropoda; Insecta; Hymenoptera; Pteromalidae. The coding region runs from base 203 to 1135 and encodes 310 amino acids.
ACUGAUUACCUACUGACUUCACGUGAAAUAAUAAGUGUCGACGAAAAGAGAGCAGCGUCGCGAUGACAGUUUCUUUGGGCUAUCGGCAGACGUGAACGCGUCGUGCGCUAGUAAAUCGACAAGUUCCAUAUACACCGACACGGGUGUACGAAGAAGUGCUUAGACCUGCGCCGAUGGCGAACAUGCUUGAGCUUCGGUUUUGAUGUCGCUGCACGGGGAAUCGCCGCUUUCCGACACCGAGGGGGAAGAAAUCCAGGCGAUAGCGUACGAGACGUUUUCGGAAGUCUCGGCUUCGUGUGGCAGCGUUCAGCGAAACCCAAACCAUCGGGACAAGACGAACGACGACGAUGGCGUUACGGAGGUUCAGCCCAGAGAGAAGUCUGCGAGGGGCUUCGCCAAGAAGGCAGAUUUUGUCGACAAGAUCAACGACGACGUUGCCACGACGAGCAGCACCAGCAGCAACAAUGACAUAUGCAGAAUCUGCCACAUGGGAAAUUCAAGGUCGACUCAGAGCUUCUUAGGCGAGCACGGAAAUCGAGACGCCAACCCUAACGCCGGCAGCCGAACCUCAUCCUGCAACCUCAAUCUUGGCCUACUGGUUUCCGCCUGCAGAUGCCGUGGCACAGUAGGCCUGGUGCACACCAAGUGCCUCGAGCGCUGGCUGACCGAGUCCGGGCACACUCGCUGCGAGCUCUGCGGAUACAGAUACGCGACGAUCCGGGUGCCUCGCCACGGGAUCCUCCGCAGCAUCCUCAUUUGGAUCAAGACCUUUGUCGCCACCCGCCAAAUGCUUCUGGACUCGCUCUACCUCGUGGUCACGACGCCCUUGGCCGUCUUCUCCGCCUACGUAUGCGCCAGGACCUUGAAAAUGGCCCUGGAGAACAGGAUAGGCGAUAUCCCCUGGACCAUCGUUGCCAUGCUGCCCACCUGCUCGCUCACGCUCGUCGCCUACUGGGGUUGGCUGCUCACGCUUCAAAGAUUGCACGGCCGUCGGUGGCGUCAGUACUGGCAGAGCAACUUCAUCGUCCAGCUAGUUCCCGAUAGCCCCAUCCUGGCGAACCAGAGCAGCGAAGAUCUCGAUUUCCAGCAAGAGGAUGUUUACGAAGAUCUGCCAGACAUUUUCAACAUGAUCUAGCGCUGAUCGCCCGCUGUUUGCUUUGUAUAGAGGCCGAUUUCCGCCAACCGGCGCCUGCGAUAACAACAAAAAAUAAGACCCGCUCUCACAAUAAACAAGCAAAGACUUGAAAAAAA